Babesia ovata is the source of this 1797-nucleotide messenger RNA. RefSeq names its product Sad1 UNC family C-terminal. The transcript is spliced from 3 exons. Gene Ontology annotation, biological process: protein folding in endoplasmic reticulum. The record is from RefSeq and is a predicted model, not a curated record. Gene Ontology annotation, cellular component: cytoplasm; membrane. NCBI's taxonomy places the organism in Eukaryota, Apicomplexa, Aconoidasida, Piroplasmida, Babesiidae. Bases 1 to 1797 code for a protein of 598 amino acids.
AUGUCCAUGCUUUUUUCAGUGAGGCACAAAAGAAAGUAUAUCGUGCAAGGCAUUCUAAUUUUUCUCACACUCUACUGUUGUCUGUGGCGUAUCUCUCACAAGCCCAAAGAUGGGAUUACGGUUUUUAGGGAUCUUGACCCGUCUCUGAAAUACACAUUCACCAAGAAGCUCAAGGGUAAACCGUUUGAUAUUCAGUUUUUUAAGCUGAAAGUUGACUUCUUAUCCGAAGACGCUGGCGCUAAGAUUAUUGCACAAUCGAAGCCACUAACACAUCUUAAAAGUAUUCAAAAUAGCGACCGGAAUUCUUAUCUUUUGGCCCCUUGUCAGAACACUGAUUGGUUCAUACUGUCGUUUCCAGAAAGUAUAUCAGUAAAACAUGUGGCCUUCAUUUCGUAUGAAUAUUAUGCAUCGACCUAUAGAGUUAUCCGCAUUUCUACAUCGCUUGCCUAUCCAAGCGAUAAAUGGCAUGUUUUGGCCGACAUUGAAACAGAAAGGGGGCAAAGCGAAGUAUUUGAUAUCUCACCUCUCUGUGACAAGGGAGAUCAUGCCGGCUGCUGGGCUAAGUACAUGAAAGUAGAGUUGCUUGAUUACCAUCGGUUUGAAUACAACUAUUACUGUUCACUGACUAGCAUGAAAGUUUAUGGGAGCACGGCGGUGGACGUUUUGGAGAGUGAAAUCACGAACGGUAGUGGCCCUCCGGACAAAAGGGGGCAAUCCUCCGAUGAGUUCAAUGCCCCAGUAGAAAUAAGGCACCAUGUACCGUAUAUUGAUGUGAAUGGGGCUCAAAUCCCUAUGCAGAAUCCAGAAUUAAUAAAGAAUAAAAGUACGUUCCACAACAAGAGAACGCAUACUAGAUCGGUUCCCAUACCCAAGUCCAGGGGAAUCACUAUUAGAACCAUUCGGGAAUCUUUGUAUACUUUUAUGAUGCGGCUAGCAAUGAGGAAUUGUGGUUGUGACAGAAAUAGACAUCUUUAUCGGCGUAUGACCAGGUUUUUGCGAACGAACCGAUGUUGUCUGUGCAAUCCAAUGACAUUAUUAAAUGGCGGUCUGCAAUUUCUUAGUUAUCGGGCGAUGUGGUGCUCCUUCUACUGGAACAUUAUGUACAAGGUAUGCUUACCUUUGAAUCAUACGUGGUUUGAGGCUGUUGUCUAUAUGGCCAUUAAGAAGGGUGUAAUCAAGCAGAAGUUACCUAUGGUAUUCAACUCGAGGCUAAACUUACCAAUACUUUUGUGCGUCCGUAGGCAUGCGUUUCUAGGCAUGUAUUACUGCUAUUUGAACUUCUCAUACACUUCGUUUGCCACUUUGACUUCUACAGAGCAAAUUAAUGCACAAAGUGGUGUGAAUGAGGGCAGAUCAAAUACCUUUAAAAAGUCUCCGGGGCACAAACACGUGUUGUUGCAAAUUUCGGAACGUGUUAAAGCAUUAGAAACCCUUUCAAACGAACUUGACGAGAGGACGCAGCACGUUGAAAAUGUGCUGGACACUCACAUAGAACAGCUGCAUCAUUUAACGAAGAAGUUGCAGGGCGUAGUGUACCCACUCCACCAUGUAGGCAGAUGGGGAAAACACUUUCAAAAAGAACUCGAAUCUUUGCUUCGAUCAUGCAGUAUGAAAAGUUUUCAUAUUACAUAUUCCAAGAGGUUAUCAAAAGGGUCCAUCGUUGAUCAGGGAUGUAUUGAAAGCGAUAUUUCGGACAUGUUUUCUACGUGCACUUUACUGUUGAAGGAGGGUGGAUCAAGUUUCCCCACAGCUAGCAAAAGGGAGCUGCAGUUGGGUUCUGCCAUUGACACGUAUUAG